UUCUUUUUUAUUUAUUUUCAUCAUCGUUAUCAUUGGUUUUGCUAUCGAAAAAAAAGGAGCUUCUUCUCUUCGUGGUCAUCAAUGGCGUCGUCAUCAUCCUCCUGGUUUUCUUCACUGCGUUCUAACUCCAAAUGCUUAUACAACUCUCUCAAACUCAAUUUCGGAAGCUCUGCCUCCCACAGCUUUAGCAGGAGCUCACUGAACGCACCACCACCCACCAUCAAUGGUUUCCAUUUUCGGUACAGGAAUACUAGUUCAUUCUCGUCGUGGUGGUCGAGCUCUCUGCUUCCCUUGGCGCUUGCAUUCUCAGCUGGCUCACUUUCCCUCGCAUCUAAUUCGAAUCCCUCACUUUGUGACGCUCGAGGUGUCACUUUUGGGGGCAAAGGUAGCACCGACUAUGUGGUGAAGGGCUCGCACAAGGAAGUUCCAGAAGAGCUCAUUGAUGAAUUGAAGGCUAUAUGCCAAGAUAACAUGACAUUGGACUAUGAUGAGAGGUAUACCCAUGGAAAACCACAACAUAGCUUCCACAAAGCUGUUAACAUCCCUGAUGUUGUUGUUUUUCCUAGUUCUGAAGAGGAAGUGUCCAAGAUAGUCAGGUUAUGUGAUAAGCAUAAGGUUCCUAUUGUACCAUAUGGUGGAGCCACAUCAGUUGAAGGACACACCUUGUCACCAUAUGGAGGUGUUUGCAUUGACAUGUCACUAAUGAAAAAAGUUAAAGCAUUACAUGUUGAGGACAUGGAUGUUGUUGUUGAACCUGGUAUCGGAUGGAUGGAGCUUAAUGAGUACCUGGAGCCUUAUGGUCUAUUCUUUCCCCUUGAUCCAGGGCCUGGUGCAACUAUAGGGGGAAUGUGUGCUACACGUUGCUCUGGUUCAUUAGCUGUCAGGUAUGGAACAAUGCGCGACAAUGUCAUUAAUCUUAAGGUAGUUCUUGCCAAUGGAGAUGUAGUCAAGACAGCAUCUCGUGCACGGAAGAGUGCUGCAGGGUAUGACUUGACUCGCCUGUUAAUUGGAAGUGAAGGAACUCUAGGUGUAAUAACAGAAGUCACUCUUAGGCUUCAGAAAAUUCCGCAACACUCAGUGGUUGCCAUGUGUAAUUUUCCUACUAUAAAGGAAGCUGCGGAUGUAGCUAUUGCUACUAUGCAUUCUGGUAUACAGGUAUCAAGGGUAGAGCUAUUGGAUGAGGUUCAAGUCAAGGCUAUCAACAUUGCCAAUGGAAAGAAUUUGCCCGAAACUCCAACCUUAAUGUUCGAAUUCAUUGGUACAGAGGCUUAUGCCCGCGAGCAAACACUGAUUGUUCAGAAGAUUGCUUCCGAACACAAUGGCUCGGACUUUGUUUUUGCAGAAGACCUAAAAACAAAGAAGGAACUUUGGAAGAUAAGAAAGGAGGCACUCUGGGCUUGUUUUGCAAUGGUACCUAAUCAUGAGGCAAUGACUACAGAUGUAUGUGUUCCUCUUUCACACCUUGCAGAACUGAUUUCGGAGUCCAAAAAGAAGUUGGCUGCAUCCUCAUUGAUCUGCCCAGUCAUUGCUCAUGCCGGUGAUGGAAACUUCCACACUGUUAUCCUUUUUGAUCCUGAAAAAGAAGAACAACGGCAAGAAGCAGAGAGAUUGAACCAUUUAAUAGUCAAUGCUGCUUUGGCAAUGGAUGGAACUUGUACUGGUGAACAUGGUGUUGGUACUGGGAAAAUGAAGUAUCUUGAAAAAGAACUGGGAGCAGAGGCUUUGAGGACCAUGAAAAGAAUAAAAGCAGCUUUAGAUCCCAACAAUAUCAUGAACCCAGGAAAGCUCAUUCCUCCCCACAUUUGUUUCUAAAUCCUCCCUCUCUUUACAUUUAAUAUGAAUGUGGUGAACACCUGGUCCUGCAUCUGUGCAUUCAUGCAAAAUUUUGUGGAAACUGUUGUACAUUAACAUGAAUAUUUCCCGGUCCCUUGGUCCUUUCGGCAUUACAUGAUAUGUGUUGUUGGUCUAGUGCCAUCUAGGUUGAUAGACCUUAUCACCCUUUUUCACUUUAUCGGAAUAAAGAUUUACUAAAUUCCCUGGACUUCUCAGUAAUCUUUCCCUUUCACACUUCACUCACUCCCAUUGAUGUGAAGAGUUAACUACUUGGAUAUGAGCAUGGAAUGUAAUCCAGAUUGAAUCUUUUUGCUUGGCUUUCAAUGGAUGAUUGUAAUCACUCAUACAGCACACACAAUAAAUAACAUCAUAUCUUUUUACACACAA
Humulus lupulus (European hop) is the source of this 2220-nucleotide messenger RNA. Its product is annotated as D-lactate dehydrogenase [cytochrome], mitochondrial. NCBI's taxonomy places the organism in Eukaryota, Viridiplantae, Streptophyta, Magnoliopsida, Rosales, Cannabaceae. Gene Ontology annotation, molecular function: D-lactate dehydrogenase (NAD+) activity; D-lactate dehydrogenase (cytochrome) activity; FAD binding. The record is from RefSeq and is a predicted model, not a curated record. Gene Ontology annotation, biological process: lactate catabolic process. The transcript has 18 exons. Bases 82 to 1812 code for a protein of 576 amino acids. Gene Ontology annotation, cellular component: mitochondrion.